GAUGCACUUCUAGAUGAGCUGCACAGCACAACAAACAACAUAUCGUCAUACCAACAGCAUCAACAGAGACUUGCCUCACAAUCUGGGAGCCUCACAGGAGACUAUAGUACUAUCCCAGACUCCCCUAGUCACACCAAUGGAAAUGACAGUCUAGAUAGUCAACAGCCAAUAUAUGAAGUACAAACAAUAAAGACUCAGCAGACAGCAACACAAAAUCAGAGCAAUUACGACAGCCAAGCGCAACCACAAGGGCAUUACCCACACCCACAGCCCCCACCCCCACAGGCAGUGCAAGCACCACCCCCUGCGUCACCCCAGAAGAUGACGACGUUAAGUAAUAACCUAUCUGAACUGGAUAUGCUGCUGCAGGAUCUGAACUCUGCACAGUUCUUAGCAGAAGUUGAUAGAAGAAAUACAGCCAAUGUCCAGCAGUCGCCCCCACCUGUACAAGAUGGCCGCCCUUCAGUGGAUAACCUGCUCGAUGACCUUCAACGCUCAGUUCCAGCUUCCCCUUAUAGUACUGUUAACCAGGCCAAAGCAAUGAACCAGUCACCAAUGCAUCAAACAAAAACAGUCAGAACUGUUACCACGACAACUGUUCAUAAUGACAACCAACAACAGGGCUUGCCUCCUCAACAACAGGGCAUGUCUUUACAGCAACAGGGCAUGGUUUCUCAACAACAGGGCAUGUCCCAGCAACAGGGCAUGUCUCAGCAACAACAGGGCAUGUCUCAAGGUUAUGCUGCAGUUGGUCAAGUUUCUCCUCCAGUUCAGGGAAGUUACGCUGCUGUUGGACAAGUGUCGCCACCUAUGCAAGGCACAUCGGGACCAGCUGCGUCCACGGCAACGAGAGAACUUGAUGACCUCAUGAACUCUUUAUCUGAAUUUAAAAUCAAUGCCAACAAGGGACCAGCUCCCCAGCAUGUUGGAGAACCAGCGUACGCUCUGCCAAAUAAGGCGCGUGUCACAUCCCAGGAUGCAACAGGGAGCUCCAUGUCCGCAACAACAUCCUCGUCCCAACAUACUAAUGCCGUGCAGGGUGGUGGGGGUGGCGCUGGGGAAGGAGGCGCAGCAAUGAUGCAUAGCCAGGUCCAGCAUGUCCACCAGGGGGCAGUAACGAGUCAGGGCCCCCGUGGUAGCCAACAAUUGGACACGAUGCUAGGCAACCUACAGUCUGAUAUGAACAAACAUGGUGUAGCAACUAUACCAAAAGGUCAUUGUGCAGCAUGUAGCAAACCCAUAGUGGGACAGGUGAUUACUGCGCUCGGCCGCAUCUGGCAUCCUGAACAUUUUACGUGCGUCCAGUGCCACGAAGAACUGGGGACCCAGAACUUCUUUGAAAGGGACAGCCUUCCGUACUGUGAGAAGGACUACCAUCAAUUGUUCUCCCCACGCUGUGCAUACUGUGGAGGUCCCAUACUGGAUAAAUGUGUGACAGCCUUAGACAAGACAUGGCACCCUGAGCAUUUCUUCUGCGCCCAAUGUGGUCGACCAUUCAAUGAUGAAGGUUUUCAUGAGAAAGAGGGGAAAGCCUUUUGCAGGGAAGACUAUUUCGAGAUGUUUGCUCCAAAAUGUGGAGGUUGUAAUCGACCAAUCAUGGACAACUAUAUCUCGGCUCUGAAUCGCCAGUGGCAUCCAGAGUGUUUCGUUUGUCAGGAAUGUCGAAUCCCAUUUGGGGGUGGCAGUUUCUUUGACCACGAUGGGCUUCCUUAUUGUGAGACCCAUUACCAUGCAAGGCGGGGAUCGCUAUGUGCUACCUGUAACAAACCAAUCACUGGCCGUUGCAUCACCGCCAUGUACAGGAAAUUUCAUCCUGAACAUUUUGUCUGUGCGUUCUGCUUGAAGCAACUGAACAAAGGAACGUUUAAGGAGCAGAAUGACAAGCCGUAUUGUCAUCCAUGCUUCGUCAAGUUGUUCAGUUAAUUCCUGAAAAUUCAGGAAUCCUCCCUGGAAAUUCUGAAAGGAAACCACUGUAAUGUGAUGCUGUUCAUAGUAAUAAUAGUCAUAUUCAAAUUUGAAGAACUUGUACACUCUAUUUCACCGUGAUUAUUACAAUGAAAAUUACGCUGUUUUUAGAUUCAUAAUUUUGGAAUACAUCACAUCACAUUAAAACAGGAUUAUUACUUCUGGGACAACCCUCGU
Owenia fusiformis is the source of this 2142-nucleotide messenger RNA. Lineage: Eukaryota; Metazoa; Annelida; Polychaeta; Sabellida; Oweniidae. The record is from the annotation of a GenBank genome assembly.